This is a messenger RNA of Phymastichus coffea, 4439 nucleotides long. It is a transcript of the gene PIG-O, whose product is annotated as GPI ethanolamine phosphate transferase 3. The transcript has 5 exons. The coding region runs from base 225 to 3434 and encodes 1069 amino acids. Gene Ontology annotation, biological process: GPI anchor biosynthetic process. The record is from RefSeq and is a predicted model, not a curated record. Gene Ontology annotation, molecular function: mannose-ethanolamine phosphotransferase activity. NCBI's taxonomy places the organism in Eukaryota, Metazoa, Arthropoda, Insecta, Hymenoptera, Eulophidae. Gene Ontology annotation, cellular component: endoplasmic reticulum membrane.
ACUUUUAAGACUUUGAAAGAUUUACUGACGUUUCUUAGAUAUCUUUCUAUUAUAAUAACUUCUUUCCUAUUUGGACUUAAUUGAAAGCGGUAUUUUGUAAGCAAUAUGAUGAAUGUGAAAUUUGUAUUCCUGGUAAACUGCUAGAAAUUUAUAUAUGUGGUGCUAUGACAGUAAUCAAAGCAAGAAUUAAGUAUAUAGAAAAUUAUUAUUGAAUAUCUUCUACAAUGACAAAGUUGUUUAAAUAUAUUUGUAUCUUAUUUUGGAUUAUAAUAUCUAUCAGCUGUGGUCUUUUUCUUUUUAUAAAUGGCUUUUUUCUUAAAAAAAAUGCUUUGUUUAAUCGUAGUAAUUGUUCUUUGUAUCCUAGGAUUGAUAUAUUCAAUUUUUCAAAUCCUGAUUCUAUAAUUUUUGAAUGUCUGAAACCUCGAGCACGUCUUGUGCUAUUAGUGAUUGAUGCUUUAAAAUUUGAAUUUGUUGAGUUAUAUGAAGAUACAAAAUCAAAAGAAUCGUUUUACAGAAAUAAACUCCCAGUUAUUAAUGAAAUAUUAAAAAGAAAUCAGAAUAACUCUAAAUUGUUAAAAUUUAUAGCUGAUCCUCCCACAACUACAAUGCAAAGAUUAAAAAGCAUAACUACAGGAACAUUGCCCACGUUUAUAGAUAUACAUGAAAAUUUUGGAGCUGAUAAUAUUUUAGAAGAUAAUUUCAUUGACUUAAACAUAGAUAAUGGAAAUAUUUUUAUGGGAGAUGAUACUUGGACAAGUUUAUAUCCAAAACAAUUUAAACGAGAAUAUGCUGCUCCUUCAUUUGAUGUUUCUGAUCUUGAUACUGUAGAUACAAAAGUUAAAAAAAAAAUUUUCACUGAGAUAAACAAAAAUGAUUGGUCGCUCUUAAUAGCUCAUAUGUUAGGUGUUGAUCAUUGUGGUCAUAAACAUGGAAAAAAUCAUCCAGAAAUGUUGCGAAAAUUAAAUGAAACUAAUUAUUUUAUUAAUGAUCUUGUUAAAAAAAUUAAUCAAGAUGCAAAAGACACAAUACUCUUUGUAAUCGGAGAUCAUGGAAUGACAGAUAGUGGUGAUCAUGGUGGUGAUAGCAAUGAUGAAAUUGAAACAGUAUUGUUUAUUUAUUCAACUCUGCCAUUAAUAGAUACAAACAUCAAUUUGAAUGUAGAAAAAAAGGACGUAGCCAACCAAAUCGAUAUUGUUCCAACCAUAUCCGUAAUUUUAGGAAUUCCUAUACCAUUUUCAAAUAUUGGAAAUAUCAUUCUUGAAGCAAUACCAAGUAUAACAAAUAAUUCUUAUUCUAAAAUAGCUGAUUUCAACUUUUUAUUGCAUUCUUUAUGGAAAAACAUCUAUCAAAUACAAUAUUAUAUAGAUACCUAUUCAUUCAAAAACAAUGUUUUUGACAAAAAUCAACUACAGGAUCUUCAAAAUAUGUAUAAUAAAAUCUUGAUCAAUGUAAAAAUGACCAAGAAUGAAAGUGAUUUGAAAAAUUUUAUAGGCAUGGCUAAUGAAUAUUUCACAGUUGUGCGAAAAAUUUGUUAUGAAGUAUGGGUACAGUUUGAUUCAAAUCUGAUGACAGAAGGACUAAUUCUUUUUUGUUCUACUGAAAUUUUUCUUUUUGUUAUAUUAAAUGGUCUGGUAGGAAACAGAAUGUAUAAUAUAUUGGAAUCACCUUUUUUAAUGUGUGUAAGUACAGUGGUAUUUUUAAGUAUAGUAUUCCUUGUAUUAUUACAUUGGUUGCAAGUGAUAAAUAACUUUGAAAAUAAUUUCUGGUUUUACUGUGGCUUGCUACAACUCAUUUGUUUUAUAAUUUUGAUAAUUAAUAAUUGGAAAUCUAUUUCUAAGACAUGGUAUGAAAAAUCUCGUGGUAAAAAGUACAUAACUAAUAUUCUUUCAAGGCUGAUUUUACUCAUAGUAGUUUUUGGAGUAUUUUCAAAUAGUUAUAUAAUUGAAGAAGACAAAAUAUUAUCUUAUUUUUUAAUAUCUCAAGUUUGUUAUUUUAUAUAUUCAGUCUUCAAAAACCAAAAUAUUUUUGAAAAUUUAGAUAGGAAAAGAAAAAAUGUAAGAAAGCCAAAUAAGAGAAUUAUGUACAUUCUUAUAUCAUUAAUGCUACUUAUUGUAAUCUGUUUAAUAAUUAGAAGUUCAAAUUAUUUUUGGAGAUACAGAGAAGAACAGAGAUCAACAACUGAUCAAUAUAUACAAUCUAGUACAAGUUUUGUGAUAGGAAAAGUUGGAUCAAUUACUUCCAGAAAUGCAGAAGUAAUUUUUGUUUGUACAGCAAUUAUAUCACUUACAUCUUAUAUUGCAAUAACGAAAAUUUGGCUUCGAAAUCGUGGAAAUUUAUCAGGGUACUCUGCAAAUGAAAUUAUAGCUAGAUUCAUUCUAGCACUAAUCGUAGUUCUGUGUUCUGCUUACUGGAUUUUGAAAGUACAACAAAGUGGAAAAGUACUAAGUUUUCAUUUACAGCAGGUCAAUUUUUUACCUCUGAUUAUCUAUGUAUUCUUUAUCAUUGCUAUAUUAUGCCUAUGUUAUCAGCCUCUUGCCAUUCAUUUGCAUCAAGAUAUGAAUAAUACCAUAAGAAUUUAUCAAGAAGAAUCUUCAAUACCAAAGAUGUACAAGAAAAUGAAAAAUAUUCUCUAUUGUAAAAAAAAUAAAAAUCAGAAUUCAAUUCCUAUAGUUUUUGGACUCGGAACUGUUUACAGUGCAUGUUACAUCUUACUAAUUGUACUUUUAAGUCUUAUGUAUGCAUUGUUACUAGGAUUUGUCAUCGCUCCUAGUGUAGUUUUAAUGAAUUUAGUUUCUUUGGGAAUAUUGUACAUCACGGCUGUAGAUCGAAUUUAUAAUGCAUCUAAUUUAGAACAACUUUUGCAUGUUCCUAGUUCAAUUAUUUUAUGCUGGUUUCUCAUCGCAGAGUAUUUUUUUUAUGCCACUGGACAUCAAUCAAGUUUUUCAACUAUUCACUGGGAAGCUGGAUUUGUAGGUAUUGAUGGUGCCCUGUCACUGACUUAUUAUCAGAAAUUUGUUUACAAUACAGGAUUUAAUACAUUUGGAUCACAUUUCAUAUUAGCAGUUGCUAUUCCACUCUUAGUUAUAGCACCAUUUACUUUGCGACAUGUCUGUCCCAGUUUUGCCAAAGAAGCUGAAAUACAAGAUCUUGAUAAACAAGGUGAACUCAUUCUAUAUCAGAAUGAUACUCUGUUUCAUUCCGCGAUUUUCUCAGUGGCUGGAAAAUACAUUUUAUUUCAUGCUGCAAGGGUACUAGUUUGUAUGUUUGCCACCACUAUCCAUUGUCGGCAUCUUAUGGUAUGGAGAAUCUUUGCUCCUAAACUUAUCUUUGAAAGCCUGAGUUUUAUUUUUACUGCUGUUGGUACUUUAAUGUCACUAUCGUUGCUUUUACGAAUUGAAAAUUGCAUUAAAAAAUUCAUCGUUUUAAUUACUUGAAUGGAAAAUUUAUGUAAAGCACACUUUUUAUUUGGAAUUUUUUAUACAGCAUACCUGUUUAAUUGAAAUUAUUGACAAGUAAACAAAUAUUUACUGUUUUCAAAGUGUUUGUUAUAAGUACCUAAGAAAUGCUGAUCUUUUACUUUAGCGCUUAGAUCUUACCAAUGCAUUUAAUGACUAUUGAAGAUUUGCAACAGGUUGAAGUAAUGAUGAGUUGAAUUGAAAAUAUGUAAAUAAUUAUAGCGGAGUACACAAACAGAUAUAUAUAUAUACAUAUAUAUAUUUCUUAUAUGCAUGUAAUAUAUUUUUACCAAUAUGUACGAUAUAUUACCCGCAGCGGUCCGCGUCGUGUCCGUUGGCUGCUACUGGUUCAUGUUUUCACCACUCCCAUUGCAGCCUGCAUAUAGUUAAUGCUAAAUUAAAUACAAAUAUACCAAUCAAAAGAUUUUAAUUUGCCCAAUUCACAUGUGUUAUUAGUUUUAUUUGCCCAUCCUUAGCUUCUUUAUAAAAAUUUACAAAGAGAAUUAUUUUUCAAAUUAUUUCAAACGUUUCAUUGUUACUAGGAUUUGUCAUUGCUCCUAGCGUAGUUUUGAUGAAUUUAGUUUACUUGGGAAUAUUGUACAUCACGGCUGUGGAUCUAAUUUAUAAUGCUUCUAAUUUAAAUGAGAAUUAUGAAGUUUAUCAUAUGAUUAUUUUUUAUAUUAUCACUGUUGAGGUUUAUCCUCGUAUUCCCUGUUGAAAAAAUUCAAUCGGAUAUCCAACUAAAAUUUUCAGCUGGAUUUCUAGCUGGAAUUCGCUGAAUUUGUAUCUGAAUGUGACAGAAUUUACAGUUAGAUUUUCAAUUGAAUUUAGGUGUAUUUUUUAGGUUGAUUUAUAGGUUAUAUUUAUAUUUAUAGGUUUUAUUUUAUAGGUUUUUUUUUUUAUUUAUAGGUUUAUAGGUAAUGUCACUGAACAUCGACCUGGAUCAGGGUUGGGCGAUUCUGUCAACUGUUGGAAGCUUUUUGA